CGAGUCAUCCCGAACAAGAGCGAAAGUCACAGUUCUUAAGAGAGCUGUGCGAGCCGCAGCCACUGCUGUUAUGAUUUGGUGUAAGUAGCUCUAGCUGUAGCUCUGCCUCUGUCUGGUCUGAGCUUCUCAACCGCGACGUAAAGAUCAGAAUUUACACCAAAAAUAUGUCGCGCUGUGCUGAUUUUUUCACCUCCGGUCUUCGGCGUAGGCGGCGAGCACAAUCGGAGCCACAGCGGAGCGUCGGCGAGGAAAUGGUGCUUUGCAGGAAUAGCCUGUGUACUAAGACGACAUCGCCGGCACGGCAAGGAUCACUGGAAUAAAAAACGGCUCCGCGCUCCAUAAAAGAAGUGCGAGGAGGUAACGGAGACUGGGCACAUUGUCCUACGACAUCGAUAACCACCGCGAGAAAAAUGCUGCAGCGCGGAAUGAGCCUGGCGUCGGUGUCCCCCGGGGGCCCUGUCGGCAAGCAAAACUCCACCGAAUCUCAUUUACCGGCCAAGUCCUCUGCUUCGUUUUUCGCCACGGCGGUUUCUUUUCGGGAUAGGAUAGCCAGUAUUCUGCCCACGCCCUUCAAAACGGUGGCGUUUGGGGCAGUACCGGAGGUACUUUUGAUGGGUUGAUUCGCAUUUCAUUGACUUGUGCUUCUGGCCAAAGCAAUCCACUCUAUCAUGCGCGAUCAUAUAGUGAUCAUGACGUUACUAGCGUUACGGUAGUGUUAGUGGACCAGAAGUAGCAGUACACGACUCAAAACGCACAUGCUCGAAAAUUAGGUCGUUGAAAUUGACGCUGCGAGUGGCGACGAAGAAGAUUCUUCCUUCGCUUCCCAAGACCUAAACAGUCCCGCGACCAGGCAAGAGAGCGAGAAGGCGAAGAAGAUAAAGAACCGCAGGAAGACGGGUGCGGUGCAACAAAAUAAUCGGCGGGACUCGAACGCGAGCCAACUGAGUCGGAAUUCUUCCAAGUUGUCCAAGGAAAUCGCAGGGGAAAACGACAACUCCGACGAGGACGCGACGCUGGACGCGUCGGAACUCGCCAUGAAAGAGGAGCGGAAGGCGCGGAAGCGUGCCUCGCUGCAGGCCUGCGCGAAGCAGGCGUCGGUGGCGUACAGCAUUUUCACGGUGGACGACAGUAUCGACACGCGGGUCAUCCGUUUUAACUCCGGCUUCAACCGGCAGCUGACCGUGAUCCUCACGAUUUCGGUCCUCUGGACCGCCGGCUACACGCCGUUCUUCAUCGCAUUUUCAGAUCGGAUGGAAAAACUGUGGAGUCGGGACGGGAAAGAAGCAGUGGAUACAAUGGAAAACGACGAAAGCGUGGAAAACUUGCUUCCCGUCGCGAUUUUCAACCUGUUGGUCGAUCUGCUCUACGCGUACGGGGUUUUUCUCCGUUUGUUCACGAGCGUCUGUGACUUGACGUUCGGGAAGGAGUGGUGCAAAUUGAAGACCAUCCGGUUCCACGUUUUUCGCAUGCGGACCUUCUGGCUGGACUCGUUGAGCCUACUACCCUUGCUGCUCCAACCGCUCCCACCGUUCACGAAUUUGUUUUUCGGGGAUUGGAACUCGGUUUCGAAAACCUUCGAAGCCUUCAAGCUCCUCCGGCUCUGGCGGCUGAUUCUAAUCCCAUCCAGCCAUCUAGAAGCGGAGUACUCCAUCUCCGUCCACAUUGGCCGCGUGGUCACCUGGGUUUUUCUCCUUGGGCACGUGCUGGGCUGCUUCUGGUUUCUGAUUCUCGAGUCCAACAGCACGACCGAUUUGCACGUCGACAUUUCCGACGAUAUCAUGGUGAAGCAGCAGACCCUGCACUCCUGGUAUCUCUUCGGGCUGCGGGAGGGGGUUUACAUCCUGACCGGCCGGGUACGCCCCGCGUUUUCCGACCAGGAAAUGACGUUGCUCUCGUUGAUGUCACCGACGGGGAGCUUCUUUUUCGCCAUUGUCUCCGCGAACUGCACGGUGCUGCUGUCGAGGUUGGACGCGGUGAAGAGGAAACACCACGAACAGAUGUGCUUCGUCCGCUCGGCGAUGACUAGUUUGAAUUUACCGGACGACUUACGAUCCAGAAUCGAGAAAUACCACUUGUUCCUUGCGAUCCACCACAACUUGAACGCAUACAACUCCCUGUUUCAGGUAUAAUGUUAUGGUGUAGUUCUUCUUCUUGUUGAUUUGAUGCUUCGGUUUUCAUCUUCCUGGUUCUGGUACUAGUGCAAAAAAAAAAACGAAAUAAAACAUAGCGGCUCUGGAGGUCGUUUUUUCCGACGAUCUCGGUUGAUGUGGUAUAGUAUAUCCAAACCGAAAAAUCUUCAACCCGCUUAUUUCCAGGGCCUCAGCGUCCAACUGUUCACGGAGUUGAAAGCGACGAUUUACGACAAACUUUUCCGCAACGCGCCGUUUUUCCGCAACGCACCGGAGGAGUUCAUCCAUUCCAUUGUUCUCGCUCUCGAGGAGACUACCUUCUCCCCCGGCGAGAACGUCAUUAUCCAGGGAGAGAUCGGCGCGGAAAUGUACUGGAUCCUCCGCGGCCGCUGCGACGUCAUCGACUCCAGUGGGAUUCGUGUGGUGGCGACGCUUUGCGAAAACAACUUUUUCGGCGAAGUCGCGCUGCUCGUGCAAACGCCCCGGCUGUGCUCCGUCCGCGCCGCGACCUAUUCCCUGCUCGCACAAAUCACCCGGGACAAAUUUCUCCCGAUCAUUGACGAGUUUCCGCAGCAGAAACAGUACUUCAUCGAGAGGAUACGGAGCUACCAGCUGGAGCAGAGCAAAGACAAUGACCAACAACCGCAAAGCGACGACCCAUUCCUGGAGCCGGAAGGCCGCGAGGUCGAGCCGCACGUAAACGCGACGCCGGCCGUCGUGUCGGUUGCUUCGGAACAGCAGCAUAACUACAAUGGUAUGACAAGUUCAACGACCUCCGGCGCGACUAAGCACCACGUCAGUAGUCCAAGCAGUACUUCGGGGCAGCAGCAAGGCAAGAAGCAGGCUCUGCUCCUCCUCGAUACGGUGGACAAAAGUGUGUCCGACUUUCAGAAGCAAAAAUUCCGGAAAACCGGAGUGGCGCCGGCCAUUACGAUCUCGAAAGAAAAAAGCUUCGGCGCGGCGGAACAGGGCGAGGAGGAGGACGAGAGCGGCGACAGGGAGGACAAGGUGAAUGAAAUAACAAAGGUGUACUCCACGAUCUCACCAUUGGCGCAACAUCUGCCCCCAGCGGCGCAGCAACACAACAAAGUCCGGUCGAGUUUUGCGCAGCCCGGGAGGGAGAAGAUCCUGGGGCGGAGAACCUCUUUCGCGCAGGGCUUCGGCAGGCCGGGAGAGGACUCAAUCGAGUUGGGCGACGGUGCGAGCUCCAUACACACGGGCCACCUGGCCGGUGGCGGCAAAGGGCUGAUGCGGAGAAACACCCGGCAAAGCAUCGGGGAGCAGAGCGAGGGCGGAACGAGAAUCUACACCGCUUUGGACCAGGAACUAGAGAGCGAGGUAACUGGUCGUCUGGCGAUUCUUCUCCUAGCUACGUAAUGUAAUUUGGUAGUGCCCGCUAGUCUUGUUACCAAGUAGUGAAAAUCAUGACUUCAGUAGGUGUAGGUGUAGGUGAGCGAUCUCUCAAAUUCUGCCACUGGAGAAAAGAUGAUGUUGCUGAUGUCAUUCGAGCACAUUGACAGUUACAUACGAAGACUUAUUCGGUCUAGGAAAUUGCAGCUGUUGAUCUCCUUUCUUGCUCAUUUAUCGGCAUCACGAUUAUGGUCCGCGGUUUCAUUGCGAGUACAACCAUCAACCCCUCGCCCAGGUCGCUCGGCUACAUCGCGAGAUGGAGCGGCAGACGGCCCAGAAAUUCAAGCUGGCGGUGACGAACCCGAUUCAAGAAAAAAUCCACCAACUUCGGGUAGAGCACGAGAACGACUCCUCCAAGCGCCGGCUCUCCGCGCUGCCAACAACCGGCGGGGGCGGCGCGAGCAGUUCCUCUGCGCACGACAGCGGCACCACUACCAACCGAGUGGUGGGCAGACUGACCACCGCGGUUUCGAAGGUUGUUUUGGGGAACAAGUUGCGCCAAAGCUUUGCGGCCCCCUCCCCGGACAGCGCGUCGGUGGGCAUGUUCGACGACAAAGGCCAUGCAGAACUCAAGGACUUUUCCGCUCAGCACCAAGCGCAGAAGAAAAAGGAGUUGGGCCGCCGCGCGAGUCAGGUCAGCAACCACCACGUCGUCUCCCUAAACGCCAUGCUGGCCAACCCAAGUUUUGCGAGGAAACAAACUUCUGCGUUGGUCUUUUCAGCGGUCUAUUGAGUCAAUGCCAAGAGGACUGCACAAAGUGAAGAAAGAUGUUGCUGCAGCUCAUCAUCGAUCUCUGCUGGAAUAUACUUGCAUGAAAUAGCAGGACUGCACCCGCCACGGACAGCAGCUCACUUUUGGCGGCGUGCGCUCGCGGUAAAGUACUUAGUUGCAGCAUAUCGAGGACUAUUUGUAUUUCCGUUUGUUUGACAACUCGACGCAUCGGCUUUUGUCCUUUCAUACGUGUGGCAGUUUGAACAUUUGCAAUCCAAAGAGCACGGGUAGCGGAAGUGGAGGGGGCGGUGGUAAUCUUCUUUUUCUCGGGUUUUUGUCGUCCUAUGAAGAGUGUAAUAUGCGAAAUCAUUUUAUGAUCUAGCGAAGGUCAUCAAGUUGCGAACUGAACGCAAAUUUGUCCUCGCCCUUUUGACUUUACGGACUGCAGAUCAAUUAUGGAAGUGUCAGAAUCGAAAUUGACAAAAUCGAAAAACUUGUAAUGCAUAAAAUCGAUACGAGUUGGAGCCUCAGUUUCCAAGUGGCGCAUGACAAAUUUAGGAUGCACUAAAAUCCGGUCUGUCAUGCUGUUUGGGCAAAGAAGACUUCUCCUGUCAUGGUACUCUGGCAGCGCAGCGCCUUCCCCUAAACAGGCUUGCCACCGUUCUCGUUUGCUUGCUCCCCAACACAGGCCAUACGUGCUCUACAUUUCAUGCAUUACAAAUUUUUCGAUUUUGUCGAUUUCGAUCCUGACAGUUCCAUAUCAAUGAUCUACUGUCGAGCUGCCCCUACUUCAUCUUCUCACAUAUCACCCAACAUGCCAGGUCUCGCCGUGAGUUCCGUGUUGAGCGAGCAGCGCAUGUUGAAGCAGCAGAUUCUUGAGCCGUUGAAGGAAGAGCUGCACGUGAUUCGCGAGUUGGUGGAGGACGUGCUUGUCCAACAAGAAACGAUCGAGAUGCAGAUUCGCGUUUUGGAUUCGAACCAAACGCAGCUCCAAAUGACCCACAACCAAAGCAUGAAAAAGCUCGAAUCGGUCGGCGGGGGAGGAGGUGGUCAAGGUCAACAACAACUCGCAAUGGCGCCAAGCAGAUCCACCAGAGACGGCGACCAACUCGAGCACCUGCAAUCGCUGGGCGCUCUCGAUUCAUCUGCGGUUGGGGACAGCGGGGGACAUGUGCCUUUCGGGGGGCCCUUGCUGGAAAGCGACUAA
Amoebophrya sp. A120 is the source of this 5458-nucleotide messenger RNA. The record is from the annotation of a GenBank genome assembly. NCBI's taxonomy places the organism in Eukaryota, Dinophyceae, Syndiniales, Amoebophryaceae.